UUUGCAUUUUGGAAAUCUUCUAUCCGGAAAAUAAAAAAAAAUUGUAGACGAAAACAUGAAAUGUUGAGAUGGAAGAAAGCGAUGAAGAAAUAGAGGUGUUGAGAAAAGAAUUGGAAUGGCUUCUGCAAGACCAGGUGCAUCAAGUUCUGGAUGAAGUCCAUGAGACACUUGUAGAAUGCUGUCGAAGGUUUUUGAUAAAAGCAAGUCCAGAUUUUACAUUUGAGAAUGAGGAGGAGGUAACUCUGAAUCGACGGGAUGGCGGUGAUAACAGCCUGGUGCAUUCCCAGAGAAUCCUCAUGUCGAGUCCAAACGGAGGCAUCAACCAGGUGAAAUGUGUGAUAACUUUGCUGGGGGACAGUAUAUGUGAUGCUGACAUAACCUUCAAACAUAAGCAAGGGAAAGACAACAGUCAAUUUAGGACGGGAUUUGGACAGGAGAGGGUCUGGAAACUUCAACAGAUCCAGGAUGCCAGUAACUUCCUGUACACUGCGAGACUUCGGGUAGAGGGCCAGGAUAAGGACCACACUUACAAAACAGCCAAGGAGGUGAUACUGGUAGGUUAUCUCGACCACACUUACAAAACAGCCAAGGAGGUGAUACCGGUAGGUUAUCUCGACCACACUUACAAAACAGCCAAGGAGGUGAUACUGGUAGGUUAUCUCGACCACACUUACAAAACAGCCAAGGAGGUGAUACCGGUAGGUUAUCUCGACCACACUUACAAAACAGCCAAGGAGGUGAUACCGGUAGGUUAUCUCGACCACACUUACAAAACAGCCAAGGAGGUGAUACCGGUAGGUUAUCUCGACCACACUUACAAAACAGCCAAGGAGGUGAUACCGGUAGGUUAUCUCGACCACACUUACAAAACAGCCAAGGAGGUGAUACCGAUUCUAGAUGAGGUGAUGAAGAAUUUGUCUCAGGGCCGAUCAUGCUUAGCAUUUCCAAAACGAAAAUCUCUAGAUGAGCUUGUAAAUAAUGUAAAUAUGCAAAUGUUGUACCCUCAUGUGCCAAAUGAUGUUGCGCUUAGCUUCUAUGUACAUUCCUCCAAAUUGGUCCUGGCUUUGUAUCAUCUUCAUGUAAAUGGUCAGCAGAGAGUGGAUAUCACCUCCAGGAAUCAGGUCGAGUGUACGAUACAGUGGUUAAACGAAGCUGUGAUGUUGUUUACUCUUGCCCUCCAACAGUGCCAGCAGCUCAAAGAUAAGAUUGUGGUACUCCAACAGUAUGAAAAAGUGUUAUGACAACGGUGAUAGAGGAAGCUAUCUACUAUACCACGCCACUCAAACAAGUUUAUGGACAGUUUGAUGACCAACUUCUAUGACUGGUCUAGAGUAACAAGUUUAAUCAGAAUCAAAAAUAUAUUUGUAAUUGGAAUAUUUGUGUACAGGGAAGUCUAUACAAACAUUCCUGUUAUUGUUUCAUACUUAUAAAUAGUGAUAUCUCGGUGAGAGAGUUACAGGAGAGAUCUCAUUCGAUAGGAUGACGUGUUAAAUUGAGGCUGAGAUCUUGUCAAACAAGAUUUGCUGAUAACAAUGCUGGUGAGAUCUAAUUAAGAUAUGCUAGGUAACAUUAUGGGUGAAGUCUCAAUAAAAUCAUCAAAAUGAAAUGUAAGGGGGAAAACAGUUACUGAUUCCAUAUCCAAAAUAUAUUUUUCAGAUAUCACAUUUUAAAAAUUCAUUGUUUAAACAAAUGAUAUCAAGGACUUUAAUACAUUAUACAUUAAUGUAUGUAGUACAUAUAUAUAUAUAGGUUUCUCUGGUUUAACUGGGGUUUAUAGUUUCCUUCAGAUACCUAUAUGCACAUCAUUUGUGUGGGGUACAGAUCAGGCCAAUAGAACACUAUAUACAGUUGGCGUGACGAAACCUAGCGAUACGUGGAGUCAUGUAGGCGGUAAACGAGUAAAUAAUUAACGGACAGUUCAGUUGAUUGGGAUCAGAAGUGUACUGGGGCCAUUUAAUACUGCUGGAGGGUCCAUCAACAAUUACUAUAGGAACAAUGGCAUGUUAUCAGUCACAUACAGUCAAACUUCGUUAACUCGAACUCGGAUAACUCGAAGACCCCGUUUAACUCGAAGUAUUACUCCGGUCCCGGCCAAAAUCCUUCUUUUUCUUAGUAAUAAAAACUCGGAUAAUUCGAAAAAACUCGGGUUAUCCCGAAGUAAAAUGUUGGUCCCGAUAUUACAAAAUCUAUGUAAAAUGUACCGGUUAUCCCGACGUUGAAAACAUUAUUUUCAUUUUCAAAGAAAAUGUGUUGACAAAAUACUCAUCGUACGUCUCGGUAAAUUUUUCACAGUUUCGGGUACGGGAAAUAUCCCAUUUUUAUUUCGGUUUGUUAUUAAAUUACAUUAAACAUACCUGACUAUUGUUGAUGUAAAACCCGUCUUUAUUAAGAUCCGACAGUAUGGAUGUUGACAAACAGCACUUACAUAAGCUCUUUGAUGAUUAAAGUAGUGUGAUAAUUAUACUCAAGCUCGCUACACUGUCAAAUUGUCUGGGUCACCAUGCGCGAUCAGGCGGAACAUAUUCGACACCUGAAAUUACAAUCAUGGCUGGGUAAUGCGUGAAUUAUUUCCAGGACUUUGUUUCUGAUCGAACUAUGAUAAGUGAUUUAAGUUUGUGGUUUGUGAUUGUUGUAUCGACCACAGGCGUUUGAAGUUCUGACUGUAAACCGAGAUAUAAUACCAUAUAAAAAAUAAGGGUAUUUACUAUAUUUACUUUUUUAUAGUAAAUACCCUUUAUUUUUUAUGUGGUAUUAUAUCUCGGUUUACAGUCGGAACUUCAAACGCCUGUGUAUCGACGUGUUGUAUCGAUUGUUGAUCGACGUGUACUUGCACGUGUAUUUCCGGCUGCUAGUCCACUUGUCAUCAUGUGGCUGUGCCGAUACAUUUGUGUAUGUAUUAUUUGCCGCAGACUUCAUAUAUUGGUUUUUUAUGAUGUUUAGCAAUAAUAUCAUUUAUGUACCAUGAUAGAAAUUAUUUAAAUAGAUAUUAGAUUGCUAAAAUUGUGUGGUAAUCUUCUCGUCUUUCACUCACUUAGAAAUGACAUGUCGGAUACGACUCCCAAUCACAGGUAUACACGCUCACUUGAUUUCAAAACGAUAUGAUAGUAUUGCAUGAAAUAUAAUCUAUUUAUUAGAAAUAUCAUUUUUAGUAUAAAUAAUAAAUACAAUUUUGUUAUAAUUAUUAUUUGAAAUCAAAUAGGCGUGAUUCUGUUAAGGAUUUUUUUAAAGAUAUAUAUACCAACACGUCUACCUUGAAACUCGGUUAACUCAAAGACUCGGAUAACUCUGGAAGUUUUUUUACGAUCCCGAUGACGAGUUAACGAGGUUUGACUGUAUUUAAGCUGUGAAUCUGUCUUGGUGAACUUUUGCUUUUGAAAAGUCAUCAAAUUUUGUCGGAUAUGUUGGUACUUUUUGUAUGUCAUUAUAGAGGAUACAAGUUUCCUGAAAAAUGUCCAGUGUGCUAACUGUUAGAGAUACCAUUGUACAUAUUCAACCCACCACACUGUGUGACACAUGUCAUUUUAGUAGACCCCAUCUAUCUAGUGAUCCUGAAAUUAUACUCUUAACAGACAAGUAAUGAAACUUGAACUGAGUAGAUACUGGUACUCAUGUUAGCUUGUAAGGCAGUGACAGUAAAUUAAUUAAGUUUUAGAUACCUACAUAUCAGCGACAAAUGGUCGCCGUGGUAAUAUUGGAUAUCACUGACCUGGGUAAUCAGUACCCAUGUUUUGAUACAUGUACCAAAUGUGAUAAAUAUAAACAUCAAACUUCUUUUAGUUCACUUUGAUGUAUAAUUAAUAUGAAUGCCAACUGGGUUCCUUUGUUCAAAGUAGGAUUAUAUUAAGUUCAAAAGCAUUAGAUUAACAUGAACACGUUUACAGAUUUACAUUGAGCAUUUAAAAAAGGUUAAGAAAAACAAAGUAUAAUAUUAAUGAAGUUUAAGAUGUUUCUUAAAAAUACAUUUUGAAUUUUUCAAUUUAUGACUCAGAAAAAAAAUCAUUAUUUGGACAAAAAGGAGCCAGAAGUAGAGUGAUAAAGCUUUAAAUGUGGUAUGAUGGAAACUUGAUGUAAGAGGGGAUUAUUGAUUUAUUUCUAUGAAUGGAAACUUGGUGUAAGUAGGAUUAUUGAUUUAUUUCUAUGAAUGGAAACUUGGUGUAAGUAGGAUUAUUGAUUUAUUUCUAUGAAUGGAAACUUGGUGUAAGUAGGAUUAUUGAUUUAUUUCUAUGAAUGGAAACUUGGUGUAAGUAGGAUUAUUGAUUUAUAUCUAUGAAUGGAAACUUGGUGUAAGUAGGAUUAUUGAUUUAUUUCUAUGAAUGGAAACUUGGUGUAAGAGGGAUUAUUGAUUUAUUUCUAUGAAUGUUUUCUGUUCAUUAUGUAUUUUAUUUUGUGGGAGGUCAUGAAAAGCAGUUGAAUGUUUUAAUCACAGAGAAGUGGCUGUUAAAAUGCUUAAUAGUUAAAUGUCUCUAACACAGAUACUGUGUCACACAUGUAUGAUUAAUAUAAGAAAGUAAUUCUAAAUAAAAAAAACAGAGAAACUGGGGCAAACAUGAACAAAAAUAAUAAUGAAAACUAAGACAAAACGAGAAUUUUGCAAUGAAGUGAUAUAUAGUUUUCCCACAGCUGGCAACAUCUAUCAUAAAAAUCAUGAUCUUUCAAAUAAGGUAAUAUUAAAUGCUAAGUGUCCAUGGCAUUAAGUUAUUAAAAUCUUCAUUUAGGACAAAAUUUUAUGAUAAGUACCCAGGUAAUGCUUUAGUGUAAGAUUGAUGUUACAGUGGUAUUUGAUUCAGUGGCUAAAUAUUUUUCUAUUUAUAUUUUACAGAAUCAUGUAAUCCAUAGAAUUAUUACUGUUUAAUACCUGUUUUCAAGAUACCAAAUUCAAUAUUUGCUUUAUUGCUAACAGAUAUGUUUCUAUUUUGAUUUAUGGAUAAUCUAAUAUCGGCCAUAAUGUUCUAAAUCCAAAUUAUUAUUCUUAAUACUGAAUGUUCACAUUAAGAGCUGAAUAUAUACCAAUAGAAGCUCUAUAACUCCAGGAUAUUACACCUAGAGCUGAUAUUACUCAUUCUGAUCUAUCAUAAUUACUUCCCUUCAUUUCACUCUGUCAGAUGGAAGAGCGAUAGCUUGACAGCCGAUGGGGCGGAGAAUGAUAUUACUGUACGUGUUUGUCAUUCACAGUGGGGGUAAUGAUUGUUGUACAUUGUAAGUAUUGUACACAGGCAAUAUUCCUUCACGUGAAAUUUUUGACGUGAAUUUCACGUGAAAAGGGCAAAAAAGUGAUAAUUCGAACAUAAGUGGCUCUACUAUAGACUUGACACUAAUAUAUCUAGAGAUAAUUCGAACAUAAGUGGCUUGGCUAUAGAGACUUUACUAGAGAUAAUUCAAACAUAAGUAGCUCUACUAUAGAGACUUGACACUAAUAUCUCUAGAGAUAAUUCAAACAUAAGUGGCUCUACUAUAGACUUGACACUAAUAUCUCUAGAGAUAAUUCAAACAUAAGUGACUCUACUAUAGAGACUUGACACUAAUAUAUCUAGAGAUAAUUCAAACAUAAGUGGCUCUACUAUAGACUUGACACUAAUAUCUCUAGAGAUAAUUCAAACAUAAGUAGCUCUACUAUAGAGACUUGACACUAAUAUCUCUAGAGAUAAUUCAAACAUAAGUAGCUCUACUAUAGAGACUUGACACUAAUAUCUCUAGAGAUAACUCAAACAUAAGUAGCUCUACUAUAGAGACUUGUCACUAAUAUAUCUAGAGAUAAUUCAAACAUAAGUGGCUCUACUAUAGACUUGACACUAAUAUCUCUAGACUGAGAUAAUUCAAACAUAGAGACUUGACACUAAUAUCUGUAGAGAUAAUUUAAACAUAAGUGGCUCUACUAUAGAGACUUGACACUAAUAUAUCUAGAGAUAAUUCAAACAUAAGUGGCUCUACUAUAGAGACUUGACACUAAUAUAUCUAGAGAUAAAUUAAACAUAAGGGGCUCCGCUAUAGACUUGUCACUAAUAUCUCUAGAGAUAAUUCGAACAUAAGUGGCUCUACUAUAGAGACUUGACACUGAUAUAUCUAGAGAUAAUUCAAACAUAAGUUGCUCUACUAUAGAAUUGACACUAAUAUAUCUAGAGAUAAUUCGAACAUAAGUAGCUCUACUAUAGAAUUGACACUAAUAUAUCUAGAGAUAAUUCGAACAUAAGUGACUCUACUAUAGAGACUUGUCACUAAUAUAUCUAGAGAUAAAUUAAACAUAAGGGGCUCCGCUAUAGGCACGUACUGAACAUUUAUGGAGAAGGCCUCUGUAUAUCCCAGCUGGACUGCAUGAGGUGCUAAUUGACUUACAUUUAAGAAGAAGUGCUUUAAUUGUAAAAUCAUGUCAUCAUUGAAUAAAUUGUAAGUGUUUUA
This is a messenger RNA of Pecten maximus, 6393 nucleotides long. Its product is annotated as protein rogdi-like. The record is from RefSeq and is a predicted model, not a curated record. NCBI's taxonomy places the organism in Eukaryota, Metazoa, Mollusca, Bivalvia, Pectinida, Pectinidae. The transcript has 12 exons. The coding region runs from base 69 to 1241 and encodes 390 amino acids. Gene Ontology annotation, cellular component: RAVE complex.